AUGUUGGUGAUCUCAGAAUCUAUAUUAAGCUUUGUCAACGGCGCCUCUUGGAGCGACAUUUACGGCUCCAAGCCCAAACAUGGCGGAGCCAGGAGGAUGGAAAAGGAGCCCUUUUUCUACCUUGGAGCUAUGGCACCAAACGGCGAGAAGAACUUGGGCGCUAGCUCAGACGAUGACCACACUCGUAUUCGUGGAGUGCUUUCGCAUGCCUUCUCAGACAAGGCACUAAACUCCCAGGAGAAUGUGUUGAGAGAUCACGUUACUCAUAUGGUGCAUCGGAUUCAGCAGCUAGGCGGAGCGCCGACGGACGCGGUGCGUUGGCUGCACCACUGCACAUACGACAUUAUCACAAACCUCUCGCUGGGAACCAGCGCUGGUGCCCUUGAUCACGAUGCAUGGGACCCCUCGGCGCACCUCGUGUUCGAGAGUGUCAAGGAAGGCAUUGCCGCCAUCGAGGUCUUGCGCUUCUUGCCGUUCCGGUCGCUGUUAGUUCGUCUGUUGAUGCAGAUAUUCGGAACUUCGCGCCGCCAGGCCUUUGAUACCGCAGUCGACAAGGCAGGGAUGCGUAUGGCAACGGGAAACUAUGAACGAGCCGAUUUCAUGUCCUACAUACUGCGGGCAAACGAGACGUCCAAGGAACUGACGGCAGCUGAAAUGACGGCGAAUGUUGCACUACUUCUUGACGUUGGGUCGGAGACUACGGCGUCAUUGCUCUCGGGCUGCUUGUUCUACGUUACUAGGGACUCAACUAUCUUGAACCGACUGACUAGUGAAAUUCGCAACGAGUUCGAAACGGCGGAACAGAUAACAUUGAAGAGGCUAACUGCAUUGCCAUAUCUCCAUGCUGUGCUUCAGGAGGCACUGCGGCUGUAUCCGCCAGUUGCAGGAGCCACUCCUCGCUUGACGCCCGCAUCUGGAGCCAUAAUUGAUGGUCAUGUUAUUCCUGGUAAAAUUAUUGUUGCUAUCAACCAGUACGCUGCGUACAGAAUCGACGCCAACUUCACGGAUCCUCUGCAGUUUGAGCCUGGGCGAUGGUUAGGCGAAGGCGACUUCUCUCGGGAUAAGCGCGAGGUCUUCCAACCGUUUAGUCUGGGACCCAGGGACUGCCUUGGUAGGAAUCUCGCCUGGGCUGAAAUGAGACUCAUUAUAGGGAAUCUUUUAUGGGCUUUCGAUCUGGAAUUGACAGCGAAAUCUGAAAAUUGGGACAACCAGAAAACUUGGUUCAUAUGGGACAAACCGGAUUUAUUGAUCCGGUUCCAGCCACGUGGGCUUGUUGCUUGA
This is a messenger RNA of Diaporthe batatas, 1281 nucleotides long. RefSeq lists its product as uncharacterized. Bases 1 to 1281 code for a protein of 426 amino acids. Lineage: Eukaryota; Fungi; Ascomycota; Sordariomycetes; Diaporthales; Diaporthaceae. Gene Ontology annotation, molecular function: monooxygenase activity; heme binding; oxidoreductase activity, acting on paired donors, with incorporation or reduction of molecular oxygen. The transcript has 4 exons. The record is from RefSeq and is a predicted model, not a curated record.